AACCUGACAAUUGAUUUAAAAACAUAUUGGUAUUGACUGAGAUUAAGAUGGGCGACAGAAACGGCACAAGCAUUCCGGAACUGCACCACCACCAAGACGACGCCCGCGUGCAGUUCACCGGUAGUUGCAAUGCAGGCGUCAGCGGCGGCGACGGUUCGACUUCCACGAGCUGUUUCGACGAACGGCUUCCGGCCGCCGCGGCCAACGCCUUGGCAAUACUUCUGGCCGUGGCCAUUGCGUGGACGCUGCUGUACGUGAACGUGCCGUCGGAGCUGAUGGUAGUGCCCGGCGGCAGUCUGGCAUCCAUAUUCCUGGUGUACGUGACCGGCACGGCGGCCGGUAAGCUCAUCGCCAAGGUUGGCGGCCUGCCUCCGCUGCUGGGCAUGAUGCUGGCCGGUAUCGCUCUCCAGAAUUCCGGUCUGUACAACGUCACCGGAUGGUGUUUCGAAUUGGUGUCCAUCAUGAGACAAGCCGCACUUACUGUCAUAUUGAUCAAAGGUGGCUUAGAAUUGAAUGCCGGACAGUUGCGCAGGCUAAGCGGUGUCGUGGCCAGACUCACAGUAUUGCCGUGCGUGGCCGAAGCCGUGGCCGCAGGUGUUGCCGCACAUUACAUUUUGCCCAAUUUUUCGUUAGUGUGGGGCCUGACACUCGGGUUUACUUUAUCAGCUGUCAGUCCAGCCGUUUUAGUCCCAAGUCUAUUUCGACUAAAGCGCUUAGGAUAUGGUGAAUUAAAAGGUAUUAACACAUUGUUGAUUGCCGCUUCAAGUUUAGAUGAUACAGUAUCCAUCAGCGCCUUCGGUAUUUUAUUAGGUGUCUUAUUCUCAACUGGUAGCUUGACCAGACAGAUAAUACAAGGACCAAUAGACGUGUCAAUUGGAAUUGUGAUAGGACUUAUGUGGGGUUGUGUUUUGAUUUUUGUGCCUCCGUCGCCUUGGGCCAUAAUAUACAAUAAACGAGAAAGCAAAAAAUCAGAAAUAGAAAAUUCUGUGACGGCCAAAAGAUCAUUUCUAUUAGGUAUGGGUGGGUUUUUAGCUGUGACCGGAAGUCAGUGGUAUGGUUAUCCGGGAGCAGGGCCACUGGCGUGUAUCAUAUCAGCGUUCGUGGCGGGCACUGGUUGGAGAAGACGAUCAGCUCAGCAUAAACAAAACAACUCAGUUAUCUCAACUAACAGAGUGGACGGAGAUGGCGAGGAAAUCGAGGACGAAGAGCUUCCAAUAGUACAGGUAUUCGAAAAUGCUUGGACAUGGCUACAGCCGGUGCUAUUCGCCUUUAUAGGCACCGACCUUAAUUUCGAAUUACUACGGAGAAGAGGAGACACGAUUUUUCUCGGGCUGCUCGUACUAGCAUUCGGACUCGUGAUUCGCCUAAUUGUUACCACGUGUUCAGUGCUUGGCACAGGAUUCAGUCGUAAGGAAAUAUUAUUCGUUAAUAUCGCGUGGCUUCCAAAAGCUACAGUACAGGCUGCUUUGGCACCAGUGGCUUUGAACAUAGCGUUGAAUUCGAAUAUACCAAAUGAUAUCGAAUGUGCGUCUACAUUAGUAACAAUAGCUGUGAUAUCCAUUUUGUUGACGGCACCAAUAGGUGCGUUUGGCAUACAAUUAUUUGGUCCCAGACUGUUACCUAGAAGUAGUUAACUAUAACAAUUGUUUUAAACCAUCGUAUAAAAAAUCAAUUGAAUUAUACCACAGCAAAUUCGAAAAUAAUACAAAAGCUGUGUAAGCCAAAACUAUUUUCUAAAACCAGAUGACUACAGCAACUCGUUAAACUCAUAAGUUUUGUUGUAUGUUUCAAUUUACUUAUAUAUUAUUGAUUGAAAAUCUAUUAAACUGUGUAUAAUUGAAUUUUACUCACAUGUAAUA
Molecule: messenger RNA, 1859 nt
Organism: Melanaphis sacchari
Lineage: Eukaryota; Metazoa; Arthropoda; Insecta; Hemiptera; Aphididae
Product: sodium/hydrogen exchanger 9B2-like
Exons: 8
Coding region: 48-1634 (528 amino acids)
Biological process (GO): proton transmembrane transport
Cellular component (GO): membrane
Molecular function (GO): antiporter activity
Source: RefSeq, a predicted model, not a curated record